This is a messenger RNA of Helianthus annuus (common sunflower), 3731 nucleotides long. RefSeq names its product disease resistance protein UNI. Bases 542 to 3403 code for a protein of 953 amino acids. Gene Ontology annotation, molecular function: protein binding; ADP binding. The transcript has 4 exons. Lineage: Eukaryota; Viridiplantae; Streptophyta; Magnoliopsida; Asterales; Asteraceae. The record is from RefSeq and is a predicted model, not a curated record.
AAUCAUUGUUUUAAUUAUUGAAUUCAGUUACAUAUUUUCUUUAUUAAUUCAUUAUCCACAGUAUCUUUUAUAAUUCCAUAAGAUAAUCUAUACUAUAUAAUGGAAUAUCAAAUCACCAGAUUUCAAGAUCUUCACCAGAAUUCAAAUUCCAUUGUUAACAUCAAUAGCACUUAACUUCAUAAACCCAGAAUAUUUCACGGAUUUCAAGAUCUUCACCUUCAUAUUUCGUCGGCAGUUCUAUCGUUGCCGGCAGGUUCUACCUUCGCCGGCAGUUGCUAUCGUCGUCGGCUGGGUAUUCUAUGCGGAUUCCGGCGAGCCUUAAUCAUCAUCGGCAGUUGCUUUUUAAACCCAGAGUUCAUCAUCGAUCAGUUCUUCCCGUCUUCCAUAUGGCCGACCCAGAAAUUAAUAAUCACAAUUCUGACAAAAACGUUGACGAGGAUAACGUUCCGAUUAACGAUAAUGUUUUCGUGACAACAAUGGAUCGUCCAGAUCGACAUACCAUUCUUUCGAACUACUUUUCCACCCGAACGGUCGUAACAGAAUGGAGGUCGUUAGUUCCUUAGUUGGGAAAGUAGUGGAUUCCUUGUUUGGUGUUGCUAAAAAGGAGAUUAGCCUCAUGUGGAAUUGCUCUAAAAAUGUUAAAAAUUUAAAACAUGAAGUUGAAAAGCUCUCGAGUAUGAAGGGAAGGGUUCACCAACAAAUAGAAUUGGCUAAAUCUAAAGGGGAAGUUCUCCUAGAAGGUGUGGAAGAAUGGAUGAAGAAAGCAGAUGCUAAAGUAUCUGACGCCACAGAGUUUAUUGUUGAAGAAGCAGAAACCAAGAAGACGUGUUUCAACUUACGAUUGUGUGUAAAUUUGAGCACCCUCCAUCAUUAUAGUAAGUCAGCGACUAAAAAAACUUCUCUUCUUCGGCAGCACGAAGGAGAAGGUAAGGUAUUUGAAACUUGUGUCUCGCUUCCCGCUCCCGCCCCUAGAUUCAUCGAUCUUUACCAAAGAAAAAAUCUUGAAAAUAUCGAUACCCAAAAGUCAACUUUGAAGAUGAUAAUUCAAGCUAUAAAAGAUGACAAGAUACAAAUAGUUGGAAUCAAUGGCUUAGGAGGUGUAGGUAAAACUACACUAGCCAGUGAAGUUGCUGUAAAAAUGAAGAAUGAAUUUGCAGAUAUUGUGUUUAUAGCAGUCUCGCAAACUAUUGAUACUAAAAUAAUUCAAGAAAAAGUUGGAGUAGCAGCAAGUAAAAUAAUCAAUGGGCAAAAGGUUCUAAUCAUCCUAGACGACGUGUGGGAGGAAUUAAAGCUAGAGGAAGCGGGCAUUCCAUAUGGGAGUGAAUACAUGAAUUGCAAGAUUUUACUUACAUCUAGAAGCAGAGAUGUGUGUGAGGCAAUGAAUGCUCAAGCGAAUAUAUCGGUAAACCCUUUGCAAGAAAAAGAAGCAUGGGUCUUUUUUGAACGUGUGGUUGGUAAAAGUGAAUGGGACGAUACAUUGAAAAAAGUGGCAGUGAAGAUUGUUAAAGAAUGUGGUGGAUUGCCACUCUUUAUUCAAGCUAUAGGAAAGGCUUUGAAAAACAAAGAGAUAAGAAGUUGGGAGGCAGCACUUGGUCGACUACAAGAUCCAACCGACGAGGAUUCCCCUUUCAAACUAAAAGGAAUAAUGCAGUUGAAGCUAAGCUAUGACUAUCUUGAAAGUGAAGUAGCGAAAUCGUGCUUCUUAUUGUGUAGUAUGUUCCCAGAAGAUGGAACCAUUGGGCUUAGAAGGUUGACACAUUAUGGGCUCGCUCUAGGGAUAUUUAAUAAUCUCGAUAGCAAUAUUCAGGACGCGAAAGAUAGAGUUCAAGUGGCUGUUGACUCUCUUAAAUCAUCCUUUUUGUUAUUGCCUGGAAAAGAAGACGAAGAAGUAGAAGAGCAAGAAAAAUUCAAAAUGCACGACCUUGUUCGUGAUAUGGCAAUGCUCAUUACUUCUAAAGGUAAUGACAAGUUUUGGGUGCAAUCUGGAAAAGGUUUGAUAGAAUGGCAACCGAAAAAAUACUUAGAAAGCUACAAGAAGAUAUCCCUUAUGGGAAAUAAAAUUUGUAAGCUUUCUAAUCAUAAACUUCAUUUCCCACACCUUGAUACAUUUCUUAUACAAGAUAAUGGACUUCUAGUUAUUCCUGAUGAAUUCUUUCAAGGCAUGGAAAAACUUAAAGUCUUGGAUAUGUCAGAUAACCAAAUUUCAUCACUCCCACGAUCACUAAAGCAGCUUACAGAGCUCGUCACGCUAGAUCUAAGUGGAAACAAAUCUCUGGUUGAAAUUUCUAUACUUGGCGAGUUAACAUGCCUAGAGAUUCUAAAGCUCAGAAGGACUGGAAUUACAGAUAUCCCUAAAGAGGUUGCCCAAUUGACCAAUUUAAGGCUGCUAGAUGUGUUCUUUUGUGACGAUCUAUCUUAUGUAACACCCGGUGUCAUAUCAAAGCUAAUUUGGUUGGAAGAGUUGUACAUUCGCAUGAAGAAAGGAAACUGUAGUUUUCUUGCGGAACUACGUGAAUUGAAGUCGCUCAAAAAUCUACAAUUAACAGUUCCUGAAUUGGAUUACAUACCUGAAGAUUUCAACUAUGAAACUUUGACAGAGUUCCACAUUAAGGACGUAUACUACUGGUAUCAAAAACAUCAUUGUAAACGCAUCCUACACAUUUCGAAAACUAGCUUCCCAUUCACGAAGCCAAUUAUGAAACUGAUUCAGCUAAGUGAAAUGUUAAAAUUGUGGGAGAUAAAAGAUUUGGAUAACAUCCUACCAGACCUUUAUCUAGAAGGUUUCGAAGAAUUAAAAUACAUUGAAUUAAUUGGGUGUGACAAUGUUAGUAGCUUGGUGAAUGAACUUGGUCAAAGGAAAACAAAGGGAAAGAUUUUUUCCCAAGUGGAAGAAAUCAAGUUGGAAUUUUUGAAUAGGUUGGAGCUUCUAUGGGAUAGGCCAUAUCAAUAUAUAAGCUUUUGUAAUCUGAUGAGUAUCAGGAUAACACAUUGCCCCUCUUUAUUAGAGUUAUUCCCAGUAAGUGUAGCACAAAGGCUUGUUAACUUAAGAAAAUUGUUUAUUUCAAAAUGUGAGAGUUUGGUGGUUGUCGUUUCGGUCGGAGAUGAGCAAGCAAGUGGAAGUAAAUCUGAACUGAUAGAUACCGUGUUCUCGCUCACCCAUAUUUGGCUUGAUAAACUGCCGAAACUCGAGAGCUUCUACUCUGGCAAGUCUGCCAUCAACUAUCCUUCUUUGAAGUUUAUUGGAGUGUGUGAUUGUCCAAGCAUGAAGAGAUGGAGUUAUGGAGACAAUCAUAUGCCCAAGCUUGAUAUUGAUCAUCAAGGGUUUAAUGAUUAUAUAGCAGUACAAAAUGAGACGUCCGAUGAAUGGAAACUCGACGAUUCCAAAGGAGAGUUUUCAGAAUGAUAGGGUAUGUACAAAUCUCAUGGAUGAAGUAUGCUCUACCAUAAGGGGUGGAUAUAGAGUGUAACAAGGGGUAACCUCCAUUGCUCAUUGACGCUCCAGCGGUAGAGUAAAUUUUGGAAAAAUUUGACAUUUUUUUCGAUUUCGUUACUCGUUUAGAAAUUUUAUUUUGGACACGUCGCCUCUGUAAUGAUUUUCCAGAUCCGUUAGUACUUGUUUUAUGCAUUCUAUCACAAGGAUCAUGUGAGAAGAUGACAAAUUCAUACUUUGUGCUUUCACUCUCACGUUAGUGGAAGCAUUAGAAAUUUAUGGUUCUUUUGGUUUGUAGCAA